GUGUUCUUCAUUUUGAUGAGUAUCUGAAGGCUCCCAGUGACUGGCCCACGGUGCACGCUCCGAGAGUUAUGGUGGAUGACUCUUCGUGGGGAGCUGUAUGCACUGGCUUGGUGUCAGCGGGAGUGUGUACUUGGAUUGAAGAAUCUGAAGUUUUCCAUGUUGGUGGUGUUCCCCUUCUGAAUGGUAUGUUUGGAGUGACCAAAGAUGAGUGGACGGCCGAGGGUGACGAGAUUUUUCGUCUCAUAAUGAACCUUGUGCCCUUGAAUGCCCUUUGUCUUCCAAUGUCAGGAGAUGUUGAUACCCUGCCAUCAUGGGGAGGAAUGAAUCCAUUCUUCUUACAACCAAGUGAACAUUUGCUCAUUAGUUCUGAAGACGUGAAGUGCUUCUUCUAUACGAUGCGGGUGCCUCUUUGCUGGGUCAAGUACCUUGCCUUCAACAAGCCGGUCCCUGAUGAGGUGUUGCCAGCGCACCUCCGGGGACGGGCGAUUUACAUAGCUUCUAGGGUCUUGCCAAUGGGUUUCUUGAACAGUGUCAGUCUUGCCCAACAUGUUCAUCGAAAUUUGGUUUCUUGGAGCCGGGUGCAUGAACCUACGUUGGUGCAAGAGCACAAUGCCCCUGAACAGGAGCUAAGAAAGGACAGACCAUUUACCACGGGGAACCCGACCUGGAGGGUUUACCUUGACAAUUAUGAUCUGUUGGAAUGGGUGGAGGCCACUCAGAUGGCCCACCUGGAAGGGUCCGUGGCUCCUGGAGUUCUGGCCCUCCGGCAGGAGUAUGAGCGUUGGGAGGUCCCGCGGAAUCAAAAGAAGUCAGUUGAACGAUCCGCGAAGUGUGAAAUGCAAGGAGCCACCAUUGACGGCAAACUGGGAGUGGCCUAUCCCCGGGAGAGUAAGCUGUGUCGCUACUUCUCCUUGGCCCUUAACCUGGCAUCAUUGGAGCUUGCGACCCAAAAGCAAUGGCAGAUUGUUUGUGGAGGCCUUGUCUAUGUGAGUAUGUUCCGGCGGCCCAUGUUGAGUGGACUGAACGCCGUGUGGCGCCAUAUUGAAUCUUACAACUCCGGGGGGUCUCUUCGACUGAGGACCCCUGCUGAGUGCCGCUUGGAGAUUCUGCGCUUUUUGGGCAUGUUUCCUUUAGCUAUCGGGGUCGAUCCCCUGCGGUGCGAUGCAGGGACCCUGACGUGGUGCCACCGACCGCACCUUUAUUGGUGCGACUGGGAAAUGAUUUCCGGGGAGGGCUACUCCUUGACCCGUGAGCAACAGGACCAACCUGUUGACCUCUAUUUGACCGGGAACCAGGAGCUGUCCGAUGUCCUUCGAGCAGGAUGGAUCAAGGUCGAGCCGCUCACGUUGUUCCCCACCUUUACUACAGCAAGGCCCCGGGCUACGCCUGGCCGAAAACCCGCGGGGAUCCAGCAGUGCACCUUGGAGGAGUUGCAGCGUUGGACCCUGGACAAGCAUCGCUUUCCGCCGUACCAGUACCGUACGGUCAAUGCUUUGGUAAAUCGGAGCAAUGAGGUGCGCCUGCCUGAUGUCGCUGAACGGGAGCUCCUGCUUGGUUUUCCAUUGAAUUACACAACAGGUUGCUUCCCAAAGGGAGAGCAGAAAGGUGAAGCCUACAACGAUUGCAGGCUAACGUUACUUGGUAACACAUGGAGUGUUAUCGUAGUAGCGUGCCUCCUGAACCAGCUCCUGGCCCGGCUGGGCCUGACGCCUCUGAGGACGCCCCAGAUGAUCAUUGAUCAGGCCCGCCCUGGUCACUGUUCAGCCGUGCAAGGACGACUUUUCCGAUUGCCUUUGAACGGCCCCCGAGCCGCGAAGGAAGAUCAAUCAUUGGAGCUGGCACGCAGGUCGGAACCAAAUUCCGUCAUGCCAAAGCGUAAACUCCUAGAACAACACAAAGCCAGUGACCGUGCGCGUGAGAGACAGAAACUUGGCACAUUGAGAGAGCUCACAGUUCAACCCGCCACUCGAAAACGAUAUCAGAGGGCCACGCAAGCAUUUUUUGAUUUCCUACACCAGGAACAGCUGGAGAUUUCUCGAAAACGCGAUCAGUUUGAUAUAGUUGUGUGUGAAUUUCUAGAGCACCUUUGGAGUACUGGCGUUGGCCGGGGUCAAGCCAAUGACACCGUAGCGGGGCUCCAAGAUCUUCAGCCAAGCGCUGCCUUUGGCGAAAAUGUCAUCCUGAUGUCAGGUGGACAGGACACCACCGUCCAAGCCAGAGGAGAUGUCGAGGUGUACGGCUUGAGCGGGCUGCAAACACGCGCCCUGCUGGCCGAACAAUACCAGCGCGAACGAGGUCAGACCAGCAGUGCGGUGAAUGAGGCCUUAAGUUCAGAGUCCUGUUGGCUUCUCCGAAAGCUCACACCAUACCAGAUGCAAUGCCUCUUUGACAAAGUCAAUGUCCAGACCCAUGAGGAUGGUGCCGAGAUCCUCAGUGCUGGACCCAAGGAGCAUCAGGAUCUACACAUCGUGCUUCAGGGCCAGGUAUCACUGGUGGAUCCUCGAGGUGGGGAAGAGAUCGCUUUGGUCGAGCGCAUGGGCGUCAUGGGCUAUACCGGAGUCUUGUACAAGGAAGAGACCUUCAAGGCGAUCGCCAGAGGAUCUGUCCAGACGCUAGUCUUGAGCAGCACACUGUUGCAAGAAAUGUUUGGCAAUGCUUUGGAAGAAACCAUCAUCCGAUCGCGGAUCCUCACCAGCAUCAGGCAACAGGAGGAGCUUCAGCACCUGCGCAUGGACCAACUGGAUGGACUGGCCAGUCUCUAUGAGUCGAUCAUCCUGAAGCCUGGAGAAGUGCAUGAGCGGCCAGCUUUCCGACUGGGCUUCAUCUUGCAAGGGCAAGCAGAGGCCACCUUGAUCAACAAGGAGGGGCUGGUCAUCCGCGAACCGGUGAUUCUUAAAGACAGAGGCAAAGUUCUCAUCCCAGAAGAUGCCGAUAUUGAAGAUAAGUCUCCCAUGCUUCGGCUGACUUUGGCAGCUGGGGAGACCAAGAAUGCGCAGGUGGCCGUUUGGUCCGGUCGUACCGUGGCAGUGUUCCUGGAAGUCGUUCGGAAAAAGAAACGACUCAGUGCCAGCCCAGAUAUCUCACCAAUGAGUUGCAGUAGCGAGGCCCGGCAACGCUCACCGUCCAUGAGACUUGCCAUGGUUUCCGACGAUAAGGUGGGUGCCCUGCGGAAGGUCGUGGUGUUCAGGACCUUGGCCCAGGAACAGUUGGAAAACCUGGCAGAUGCCUUGGAGGUGGAGAGCAGGAAGCCCGGGGAGAUCAUCUUCAACCAAGGUGAGCCCGGAAAGGAGUUCUACAUCAUCCACACCGGACUGCUAGAGGUGAGUAUUGGUGGCCGAAAGGUUCGCACCUUGGGAAUGGGCGACUACGUAGGUGAACGUGCCCUGCUGCUGGAUGAGAAUCGAAGUGCCACUGUGAAGGUUGUCGAGGACUGCGAGCUGUGGAAAAUGGGAGCAGAUCACUUCAACAAGGCCGUGACGAUUGACUCGCCCAUUCGCGACUACAUGAAGGCCCGGAUCGAUCUGCAGAACACCAAGGUUGGCCUGGAUUCCCUUCAAUGCAUGCGGGUCAUUGGGCGAGGAGGCUUCGGAGUGGUGAAAAUGGUGAAGUCAACAACCACGAAUACAAGGUAUGCCCUGAAGUGUGUCAGCAAGAAGCAAGCUGUAGAACAAAAGCAGCAGAAAGCCUUGGCCCAUGAGCGAAACAUCCUCGCUGAGCUGGACCAUCCUUUCAUCAUCAAGUUCGUCCGAUCUUUCAAUAGUGCUCGUUAUGUGUACUUUCUCACUGAGCUGGUCACAGGCGGCGAGCUGUUGGAUGCCCUGGAUGCACUAGGCUUGUUGCAAGCGCCUCAGGCCCAAUUCUACUCCGCAUCCAUCAUCCUGGCCAUAGAGUUUUUGCACGAGAGACGAAUAGCCUACUUGGACCUCAAAGGCGAAAACUGCCUCAUCGACCAGCAUGGCUACCUCAAGAUCAUUGACUUUGGUGUGGCUGAGAGGAUUACUUCGGGCAAAAUCUUUGCUGUCAAGGGCACUCCGCUCUUCAUGGCACCAGAGGUCAUUCUUGGCAAGGGUUACAACACCGCCGCUGAUUUGUGGAGUCUUGGCGUGUGCCUUUUCGACUUCAUGGUGGGCUCCUUCCCAUUUGGUGAUGACCAAGCGAGCAACGCCGAGAUCUUUAAAGCGGUGCUGAAAGCACCGCUGAAGUUUCCCAAAUGGCUUGGCGUGCAUGAGAAGGAGGCCAAAGAGCUGAUGAAAGCUUUGCUGCACCGUGAUCCUGCAAAACGUUUGGGCGCUGGCCAGACGGGAUAUGAUGAGCUGAAGGAACAUCCUUUUUAUUCUGACUUCAGAUGGGAACACCUCCUGGCACGACAGCUAGCGCCACCCUUCACACCUAAGGGUGAAACAUACGCAGAAGAUGCUGAAGGUGGCAAGGACGCUGGACUUGGAAGUCUCACAGUCACGGAAGAAGACCGACAAGGUGAUGAUGAUUGGAUCGAUCCUGACCCAUCCUGGGCUGACGAGUUCUGACUUAUAACACACCAAAGCCGUUGCGUGAUUGAAGGGCUGGAGUUCAGUUUUGCCCUUUCGCACUUCAACGGGCGUUUCUCAGACUGGUG
Molecule: messenger RNA, 4615 nt
Organism: Cladocopium goreaui
Lineage: Eukaryota; Dinophyceae; Suessiales; Symbiodiniaceae
Source: the annotation of a GenBank genome assembly